AUCCAAGCCAAGCUUACCAACCGAGCCCGCACGUUUUGGAACUGGCGCGCUUUAUUUCAGGCGCACUCCGGGAACAUGUCAUUUGCCUGAGUCUUUCUUUCUUCCGUGGUUUACUUUACAGUAUAGCCUGACAUAACUGUACUUGCAAUGGAGGAGCUGAAGAGCAUAUCGCAAGCGUGUUUUGUUUCGUUGCCUCGGAAAACAAAACCAAACAAGCUUGUGCGAUCUACGGAACAGGAAAUUGGUCGCAGGUACACAAUAUUCCGGGAGACCUGGGCAUUCUUGGAAAGUGAAGUGCUGAGGUGCCAGGCAGAGGCACACACUGAUGUUCUCAACAAUGUAAUGUCAUUUGUUCAGUCGCAUAAUCCUGCCUUGACUGAGGCAUCGCAGAGACUGGAUAUACCUGUUGCAGCCCUCAUGAUGGGUGUCAACAUGUCUGACCACAAUGCUGUCUUCGAUCUUCUGGCGACGAAGCUGCACACAUCUGUUACUCAGAUGGUUGCUAGGCUACAUGCAAAGGAUUGCAAUUCCAUUGCUGCUAUGAUACAGAAAGUCGUCAUGGACAUUAUGCAGAGAUCUGGAUCUGAAGAUGCCGAAGUCAAGAGAAAUGCAUGUACGAUGUCCAUGCUGGCAGAAUGGCAUGAAUCAGCAGUGGUUAAGAUUCCAGGCUCACCAUCCAAGCGACAGAAGAAAAGCGUCUGUGGAAUUCGCAAGGAAGACCCUAUUAUUGUCAUACUAGAAGACUUAGAAGGAUUUAAGGUUUCGGCCUUGCAAGAUUUCAUACUGAUUUGCAGCAAAUAUCUGGAGAAGCUGCCUAUAGUUCUAAUCUUUGGUGUUUCAACAACUGUAAUGGCAAUACACAACAUGAUCCCACAGAGUGCCUCAUCAUGCCUGGCCAUUGAGACAUUUUUUCCCAUGCCUGUCACGGAGUACUUGAGUCAAGUUUUCGAGAAGGUCCUUUUAGAGCCGUCCAUCUCCUUCAAGCUAGGCCAUGCUGUCUUCCAGUUUAUUGUGGACGUCGUGCUGUUUCACGACUUUUCCCUAACAAACCUGCUUCAGAUGUUGAAGAUGUGCAUGUUUGAGCAUUUUUAUCAUAAUCCUGCUUCCCACCUCUGCUGCUGCCAAGAAGAGCUGAAAGAUGUCCUUCAGGGCAUGUCGCAGAUGGAAAUGAAUGAUGUCCUUGGCCAGCCAUCAUACCAGAGGUACUUGAUGAACAACAAGGUUUCAUCAGAAGUAGCAUCCAAGAGAAUUUGUAGAAUGGUGAAGGAUUUGCACAGCCACCACAAGAACAGUCUGCUGUUACUUCAUGUGUUGUAUGAGUUUGCCAAAAAGCUCCCUGGCUGCUCCCUUGGAAAUCAUCUUCGGGAAGUCUACAUGACAUUUCUUCAGGCACCUGUGUGCGAGACUGAAGAGUUUAGCAAGUUGGUCAAGCUGAUUCGUGUAAUGUCCAUUGACGAGUUACAGAAGAGGAUUGGUGAUGCUUUGUCGAUUCUUGAGUCUCAUAAAGACCUCUCACAGGCUCCUACAAGCAUUGCUGAGCUGAAAACCCACCUUGUGGAAUAUAUCAAAAAAUUCACAGCUUUGACUGGUGACAUUUCUGAAGCACAGGAUGCGAGUGAAACAGCAGAGCCAGUUGUCUUGGAAUGGGGGAAGCUGAGGAGCAGGUCACAGUUUCAAGAGAAACUGAAAAGUCUUACGAAGACAAAGCGAGUGUCUCCCUUUGAAGCAUUGAGAGACGAAUUUUCAAGCUUCUUUUCUGAAGCAUUUAGCGAUCUGAAGCCACCGGCAAGCAUGCCUCUUCAUGAAGUACUCUACUAUAAUGACGCAGCGGCACUGAAGCAGUACUUCACACCAUCUCCGAGGACAGUCCUACAUGCUGCAUUGGCUAGGCCUCAAACAAUACUUAAGUGCGAAUGCUGCAGAAACACGAGCAGUUGUAACAUCUCUGCAUCACUUCCUGACCUGAGCAUCAGCUACAAGUUGCACUUGGAGGGUGGAAAACUGAUAAACUUGUAUGACAUGAUGCAGUCUUUCAAAUCUGUUAAAUCUGGAGAAAAGAAGCUGUCAGCACAAGAGGAAAAAAUCACCGAAGCCCAAUUUUUUCGAUCAAUAGCUGAACUUCAGUUCUUGGGCCUUGUGAAGCCAACCCUAAGGAAGACAGACCACGUGCAACGUAUGACGUGGGGAUUCUGCUGAUGUUAUGUGCCAAGGUUGUUGUUGAUAAACAUUUGUAUUAUAUUA
Molecule: messenger RNA, 2241 nt
Organism: Dermacentor andersoni
Lineage: Eukaryota; Metazoa; Arthropoda; Arachnida; Ixodida; Ixodidae
Gene: Orc3
Product: origin recognition complex subunit 3
Biological process (GO): DNA replication initiation; DNA replication
Cellular component (GO): nuclear origin of replication recognition complex; nuclear pre-replicative complex; DNA replication preinitiation complex
Molecular function (GO): DNA replication origin binding
Source: RefSeq, a predicted model, not a curated record